GGGGGAGUAUGGGUAGAGUGCAAGAUCGUGGUAAGGGUAGGGGUCAAGGAUGUGGAAUUGGAGAUCUGGGUAAAAAAAAUUGAUGAACAUGUUUUUAGAUAUGAAAAUGGAAAACUAAAAAAUAGAAACAGAAAAUUGGAGAUAGAAAAACUGAAAAAUAAAAACAGAAAAUUGGAGAAUGAAAAACAGAAGUAGAAAACAGGAAAAUAUCUCUAUUACUAAACAGGCCCUACUUGUUUUGUGAAAAAUUGGCUAGUAAGUCUUAUAAUCCGAAAUAUAUUGUCACCAAACGAGUUCUUAAUGUGUCAACUAUCAAACCAACUCUUUAAUUUUAUUUAAAAUGGACUCAGACUUUAAAAGUAUUCAAAGUCAAAACCUGUUGAAAUUAAAAGGAAAAAAUUGCACUUAUCUUUCUCGAGUCUCUACCUAUGUUGCUAUGUAUUGUUAAAAAAAAAAGAGAUCCACUAUCUUUUUUUGUGGAAAAUAAAGAUUUUAUUGAUAAAAAUAAAGGAUACAAUCUGACAAAAACAAAAUAGAAAGAAAGAAAAAGAUACUCCCUCCGUCCCGUUAUGAUUGUCCCAUUUUAUCUUUUCGGUCGUCUCACUAAAAUUGUCUCAUAUCUUAUUUGGUAAAGUUUGUGUGGUUUUAAAUCAUUCAUACUUGAGAAAACUAUCAAAUAAGCCCUCUUACUUUUCAAAAAAAUCAAUUAGACACCCCAACUAAAAUAAGACUCAAUCAAACCCUUGAACUAAUUUAAAAAUGGCAAAUCCUCUUUUUAGCAGGUAUUUUCAAAACUUCCGGUCAAAAUUCCAUGCUUGGCUGAUAUGGCAUUUUUCAUUCCAUUUCAUUUCAUUUCUUUUCUUUUAUUUCUUUUCUUUUCUUCUUCCCUGCGCUCAACUCUGUUCGUCUUCCCUGCCCUCAACCACCUGCAACUUUUCUCUUUUCUUUCUUUCCCCAUUUGCUUCUUUCCCUAGUUCUCAGCUCGUAGAUUCCUGGCCUCACUUCACCAUCCUCAAUCCUCACCUUCCUCCACCUACCCCUCUUCUCCGUCGCAGACCAAGGUCUUCAAUUCGGCGAAAUUGAAGCUGCGGAUCUGGAAAUGGUUUGGAGGUCUUGUGGAGUACUGUACGGCCGUACCUUCGUCGAGUUGUGUUCCUGACCCAGAAGCUUCAAUGGAGAACUUUCCCCAACUUCCACCCCAAGAACUCGUCGAAGUUUGAUGACCAGCCUGCGAGAAGGAGGUGUCCGGCGUGAUAUGUGUACUCGAGCAGUUCCGUCGACCAUGGUUUCUCUUGGGCUCUGAGCAGUGGAACACCGACCGACAAACAUUGGGUGAGAAAUGAUGGAAGAAGGGUGAAGACUGUGAACUGCUGUAAAUUGCAGGAACGGCUUGGUGGAAGCUGAGUAAGGAAGGACAAUGUGUGGGGUCAAGGAAAAAAGAAAAUAAAAGGUAAGAAAAAAUGGAUAAAGCCACGUGGAUGGCAAAUGUGUAUAUAGUAACCGGUUACUUGUUCAUCACCGGCUAAAAAGAUGAUUUGCAAGUUUUAAUUGAGUUGGAGGGUUUGUUUGGACGAUCUUUCAGUUGGAGGGCCUAAUUGAUUUUUUUGAAACAUCGGGGGGCUUAAUUGAUAGUUUUCCCUUCAUACUUUAUUCUUACUUUAUCAAUUCAAUAUCAACCACAUAUACCCACUUUUAUUAAUAACCGUGUCACCUUCUCUUGUCCCGAACUUAGGGGGACGGAGGUAGUACAAAAGAAAUUAAAGGGAAAUAAAAGAAAGGUUAAAAGGUCAAAUAGGCCCUUGAACUGACUUAAAGUGUUCAAUUAGCCCCUUAUCUAAGAAGUUCUGCCUGGCCGUUGCUAAUUGGGGCGGUUCCCAGUGGAAUUUUUUGAUGAAUUUUUUUGAGCAUCUUCUUCAUUAAUUCUAGUUUACUUAUACCAAAUUUCAGCUAAAAAUUUAACCUGAAAGGCAGUCAAAUGAUUUUCCGAAAUGUACUGCGCUGUUUAACUUUGCAGUUAUCUUCAAAAAAUCAUUUGACUGCCUUCCCGAUUGAAUUUUUAGCUAAAAUUUGGUAUGAGCAAACUAGACUUAAUAAAGAAGAUACUCAAAAACAUUCAUAAAAAAAUUGCACCGGGAACUGCCCCAAUUGGCGACGGCCGGGCAGAACCUUCUAUAUAAGGGGCUAAUUGAACACUUUAAGUCAGUUCAAGGGUCUAUUUGACCCUUUAGCCUAAAAGAAAACAAGUAUCUAGGCCCAUGGAAAUUGUUUGGUCUGAGAUCGAGUUCUCAUUCUAUAACGCCUUUUAUUCUUCUGGGAUUUCUUGUAAAUUUUGAACUGAGUGUUCAAAUUAUCAGUUGGAAGGCAUUUAUCCAAAUUAAAGUAAUGAACUGUAAUUUACUGCAAAUUGCUUUGUUGAAUUUGGAAUCCCAUAUUUCUUGUUUUGAAAUAGGUAAUCGACGGUCGCAUUGCGUUGUGUGUCCCAGAAAGUCGUCUGAAAAGUAUGAGUCGUCCGUCAAAAGUGUGUAUGAGGCAUCUGGUACAAGGGAUUGUUUCUCGGAAGAAAUGAGAUGUUGUUUGUCAUCAUGAGAUCAGACCCACUAUCUUACUACUGUUAUUAUUAUGUGAUGUGAUACGUAUAUAGUGCAUACCUGUUAUUAUUACCAGUACUCCGUAUUAAAUUUGUGCUCCAUAAUUCGUUACAAAAACUUUAAUACUGAUGCCUUCUUUGCUACUGAUACUCCCUGUAAUCUCCCAAGUGUCUCUUGUUUCUGUAUUAAAACUCUAAAUGUUGG
Cuscuta epithymum is the source of this 2792-nucleotide messenger RNA. The record is from the annotation of a GenBank genome assembly. Lineage: Eukaryota; Viridiplantae; Streptophyta; Magnoliopsida; Solanales; Convolvulaceae.